Molecule: messenger RNA, 1296 nt
Organism: Phoenix dactylifera (date palm)
Lineage: Eukaryota; Viridiplantae; Streptophyta; Magnoliopsida; Arecales; Arecaceae
Source: RefSeq, a predicted model, not a curated record
UGAUGCCUUCGUUUCGAUGUCGGGCUACUGCAACAAAUAGCAGUGGGGGAGGAAACAGGAACGCAAGUCGCCUACUCGAUUUCAUUUCCGUUCUCUCUCUCUUUCCACCCCUCUCGCUAUAAAUUUCGUCGCUAGGGUUUCUUUUUAGUUUUCUCUAUCGCCUUUUCCGAGAGCCGACAGUGCUUCCGAUCUUGCGCUCAGGUUUUGAGAAACUUGUAAGAGAUUGGGUCCAGCUUCGUCAGAUAAAACUUACCAUAAAUACACAUCGCUGAGGUGGAUUUACCUGUUUGUCUUCAUGGUUCCACCUCUUGACAUACCAAACAAGUCUUCUGACAUGAACGGGUUGCACCCACCUCUCAAUGAGAGAAUAAUUUCGUCCAUGUCCAGGAGGUCUGUCGCAGCACAUCCUUGGCAUGACCUUGAAAUAGGUCCUGGCGCACCAACUAUAUUCAACUGUGUGGUGGAAAUAGGAAAGGGAAGUAAGGUGAAAUAUGAACUCGACAAAAAAACCGGGCUGAUAAAGGUUGACCGUGUGCUGUACUCAUCGGUGGUAUACCCCCAUAACUAUGGAUUCAUCCCACGCACUCUUUGUGAAGACAGUGAUCCCAUGGAUGUGUUGGUUAUCAUGCAGGAACCAGUGCUCCCAGGAUGUUUCCUUCGGGCUAAAGCCAUAGGUCUCAUGCCUAUGAUUGAUCAGGGAGAAAAAGAUGAUAAAAUAAUUGCAGUGUGUGCGGAUGAUCCUGAAUACAAGCAUUACACCGAUAUUAAGGAGCUCCCUCCUCAUCGCUUAGCUGAAAUCAGGCGCUUCUUUGAAGAUUAUAAGAAAAAUGAAAACAAGGAAGUUGCAGUGAAUGACUUCCUCCCUGCCACUGCUGCAUAUGAAGCUAUACAAUACUCAAUGGAUCUCUAUGCAACUUACAUAGUGGAGAGUCUGAGGAGGUAGGGCUCCUUCAAGGAUUAUGAUAAUUGAGUGACACUCAGAAGACCUCUUUGAAGCUGCAUUCACAUUUAUACGCAGAAGGAUAUUACAGCACAAACUGUUUUGCAUGAUUGUCAUAACUAGCAUGUGUGAUUGAAACAUGGGACCCCAGAAGAAGUGAAAGGGAGUGAGGAAAGAAAAACAGCUAUAUAGUCAUUGCUUAUAUGAUAUAAAGAAAAACUCAUGGAUUUUUAUAUGUAUCUCUUUAAUAGGAUGUAUUUUGAUGAAUUUGAUCACACGAUUGGUUUGAGUAUCUGCCGAUAUUCAUCGACUUUUAAGAGUAUAUGAAGGUUGACAUUUUGUCCUGUUCAUACUCU